Messenger RNA from Aspergillus nomiae NRRL 13137, 843 nucleotides. RefSeq names its product Voldacs domain-containing protein. Gene Ontology annotation, cellular component: cytosol; spliceosomal complex. Gene Ontology annotation, biological process: mRNA cis splicing, via spliceosome. Lineage: Eukaryota; Fungi; Ascomycota; Eurotiomycetes; Eurotiales; Aspergillaceae. The transcript has 3 exons. Bases 1 to 843 code for a protein of 280 amino acids. The record is from RefSeq and is a predicted model, not a curated record.
AUGGAACCGCUCCAAACACCACCAGAAACCUCGUCCUUCGUCCUCCUCGCCGACCACCAGUCGCGCACCCCAUCCUCCUUCCACUCCGGCCCCGCAGUCCUCCACUACCACAGCAAGCACUGCAAGCUAUCCAUCCUGGAACACGAGCUCCAAGCCAACCCAGUGCUAAACUCCCUCCGCAGCGCCGAUGCGACAACCACCGCCAACGGAACAGAGCCCCAAAACGGCUCCGACGCCGAAGGCAAAGAGAUCGUCAUCGAUGGCGUAGACGUCUGGGUGACAUCCGAUAAAUUCCUCCUCUACAACCCGACCCACCAAAAAGGCCUCUCCAUUCCCUACCCUAGCAUCUCCCUGCACGCAGUCCAGCGCCUCACGCUCCCAGAUACCGACUCCGAGGUGCAAGGCCUAUGUAUCACUUUGACCGUUGUCCCACCCCCGGAGUCCCAGCAGCAGCAGCAGUCCGAGGAGGAUAACAAGCCGGACGAGACGCCCACGCAGGCGCUGUAUAAUGCCGUCUCGGCGUGUUCGAAUUUGCACCCGGAUCCUAUGAGCGACGAUGAGGAUGAGGAGGGUGGUGGUUCGGGGCUGUUGUCGUCCGGGCUUGUGGAGAUGGGGAGUGGGGAUGGGGGAUUGCCGCCGCCGAUGGAUGGCAGUUCGGGGUGGAUUACGGCAGACAAUAUGCAUGAGUUUUUUGAUGAAGAGGGGAAUUGGAUUGGGGGUGGGGAGGAGCCAACUUUGUCUCUUGGUCCUGGGGCCGGGACUGUGAGGGCUCGUGAGGGGGAGGAUGGGGAUGGGGAUGAGCAUAUGCAGGAGGAGGAGACUAAGUGGAGGAGGACGGAUUAA